Messenger RNA from Aureobasidium namibiae CBS 147.97, 693 nucleotides. Its product is annotated as lipoyltransferase. The record is from RefSeq and is a predicted model, not a curated record. The transcript has a single exon. Gene Ontology annotation, cellular component: mitochondrion. Gene Ontology annotation, molecular function: lipoyl(octanoyl) transferase activity. Gene Ontology annotation, biological process: protein lipoylation. The coding region runs from base 1 to 693 and encodes 230 amino acids. NCBI's taxonomy places the organism in Eukaryota, Fungi, Ascomycota, Dothideomycetes, Dothideales, Saccotheciaceae.
AUGUUAAUACGCCAUUUGAGAUUCAAUGGCGUUGUGCCAUACGCCAGAGCUGCCAACUUGCAGCAGGAUUUGGUCACCAGAUUCCUAGCACACAAGGCCUCUCCAACAACAGUGCCGGCCCCAAAACCCACCAUCAUUACUGCUCAAUUUUCUCCUGUUUAUACAUGCGGUCGACGUGAAGUUGGCACUGUUUCUGAGGAACAGCAAAUUUUUCUGAAGGACAAUGGCAAUGCUGAGUUCUACGAGGCCCUCCGCGGCGGUCAAACCACUUUUCAUGGCCCUGGUCAACUUGUCGCAUAUCCUAUCAUCGAUCUCAAAACACACGGUCUAACACCAAGAAACUACGUAUGCCUGCUGGAGAAGACCCUCAUCAAGACUUGCGCGCGCUACGGUAUAAAAGCAAUGACUACCGAGAACCCUGGAGUUUGGACAACGCCCGACGACAAGAUAUCUGCACUGGGUGUUCAUUUGCGAAGAAACAUAACCAGUCACGGUAUCGGCCUCAACAUCAACACUGACCUCAAAUGGUUCAGUCGCAUUGUUGCUUGCGGUCUUGAAGGCAAGCGGACCACCAGCUUUGAGAACGAAGGUGUUGCUGGCAAGUCUGUUGAUGAGGUUGCUGAUGCCUUUGUUCAUCAGCUCGCUGAAUCAAUCGAAGGUAUCGACGGUGUUGAAGAAGAGCUCCUCAUAUAG